AUGCCGCGUCACAAAAUUUCACCAACAUCGGUUACAACUAAUGAACAAAUGGUUUAUUAUUUAUUAACUUCCGAGGAAGUUUUAGCUGAAAUUACUAAAACAACUAAAGAAGUUAAUGAAGUUCUUGGUUUACCAUCAACAACAUUAGUACGUUUAUUAUUGAAUCAUUUUCAUUGGGAUAAAAAUACUUUAACAGAACGUUUUUAUGAUGAUCCAGAAAAAUUAUUUGAAAUACUUAAUGUUGCUAAUCCAUAUUUAUCACCAUCACUUCAAUGGAAUCCUCUAUCACCUGCAAUUGGCUCUCAAACUGAUCCUAUGCUUUUUUUAAGUCAACAACCAACUGAUAACGGAAAUGCUACUUGUCGAACUUGUUUAAAUGAAUGUCCAUUAAAUGAAUUUUACUCUUUACGAUGUCGACAUCAACAUUGUUUAGAAUGUUGGCAAAAUUACCUUGAACAAAAUAUAUUUCAAACAGGUUGUGGACGAGCAAUAUUUUGUCCAUCUCGAUGUACUCAAAUAAUAGAUGAUGAAAAAAUUUUAGAAUUAUUAUCAAAUAAACCAAAUCUUCGUGAACAAUACGGAAAAUUUUUAAUUAAUGCAUUUGUUGAAACAAAUCGUUUAACACAUUUUUGUCCAGGUAAUGGAUGUACAACUAUAAUUAAAAUGAAAAGUUAUACACCUAAAUGUGCACAAUUAAUUGAAUGUGAUAUGUGUAAAACAACGUUUUGUUUUCAAUGUUCAAAACAAUGGCAUGAACCAGUUCAAUGUUCAUUAUUACAAAAAUGGGAACAAAAAAAUCUCGAUGAAUCAAUGACAGGAACAUGGAUGCUUGCUAAUACAAAAGAAUGUCCAAAAUGUCAUUCGAGUAUUGAAAAAAAUGGUGGAUGUAACCAUAUGACUUGUAGAAAACCAGGAUGUGUUCAUGAAUUUUGCUGGUUAUGUUUUGGUGAUUGGAAAGGUCAUACGCAAUGUAAUGUUUAUCAUCAAGAGGCAAGUGAAAAAAAUCAAUCUGAAGCUCGGGAAAUUCUUGCACGUUAUAUGCAUUAUUUUACACGUUAUCAAACACAUAAUCAAUCACUUGAAUUCGAAGGUAAAUUAUUAGAUCAAGUUGAACAACGUAAAAAAGAAAUGCAAAAUGAAUCAAUGACAUAUACUGAACAACAAGCCGUACAAAAAGCAUUUGAUGUUCUUCAACAAUGUCGUCGUACACUUAAAUAUACAUAUCCAUUUGCAUAUUAUUUAGAACGAAGUAAUUUAUCGGAAAUAUUUGAACAAAAUCAAGCUGAUUUAGAACGAGCAACAGAAGCUUUAUCGGGAUUUUUAGAAAAUGAAAUUAACGUUACACAAAAUCAAAUAGUACAAUUAAUGGAUAAAACAAGUUAUUGUGAACAACGAAGAAAAAUUUUAGUUGAUCAUUGUAAAGAUGGCUAUAGUAAACAAUAUUGGAACUUUAAUCUGUGA
Messenger RNA from Adineta steineri, 1461 nucleotides. The record is from the annotation of a GenBank genome assembly. NCBI's taxonomy places the organism in Eukaryota, Metazoa, Rotifera, Eurotatoria, Adinetida, Adinetidae.